GCUCUGUGAGAUGCCUCGGUUCGGGUAGUGCUGUGUUGCCUGUGAGAACACAGUCGGGCAGCAGUCGUCGCCACUGUGCGUCGCCAAAGAUGUUGCAACAGCAGCCUCUGACUGGCAAUGGGCCAUCCAACGGCCGGGGACUCGGCGUGAGCGGCCACCCCGGGAUGCAUGCGCUCAACUCGGUUCAUCAACCCUCCCAGCACCGGUCGGACGGAGGCGAGUCGGGCCUCGAGGGCACAGAAAACGGACAUGAAACCCGCAGAGAUAUUGGUGACAUACUGCAGCAAAUAAUGACCAUCACCGACCAAAGUUUGGACGAGGCACAAGCAAAGAAACACGCACUAAACUGUCACCGAAUGAAGCCCGCAUUGUUCAGCGUUCUUUGCGAGAUCAAGGAAAAAACGGGCCUGUCUAUGAGGAACACCCAGGAGGAGGAGCCUCAGGAUCCUCAGCUGGUGCGUUUAGACAACAUGCUGCUGGCGGAGGGCGUCGCCGGGCCGGAGAAAGGAGGCGGGGCCGCCGCCGCCGUGUCUGCCGCCACCAGCUCCGGAGGGAUGUCGCCCGACAGCUCGCUCGAGCACUCCGACUACAAAAGCAAGUUGAGCCAGAUUCGCAGUAUCUACCACACUGAGCUGGAGAAGUAUGAGCAGGCAUGCACUGAAUUCACCACUCACGUCAUGAACCUGCUGAGGGAGCAGUCGCGCACGCGGCCCGUGACUCCGCGGGAGAUCGAGCGCAUGGUGGCCAUCAUCCACCGCAAGUUCAGCUCCAUCCAGACCCAGCUCAAGCAGAGCACGUGUGAGGCCGUCAUGAUUCUGAGGUCCCGCUUCCUGGACGCCAGGCGUAAGAGGCGCAACUUCAGCAAACAGGCCACAGAGGUCCUCAACGAGUAUUUCUACUCCCACCUGUCCAACCCUUACCCCAGCGAAGAAGCCAAAGAGGAACUUGCCAAACAGUGUGGAAUCACCGUCUCUCAGGUCUCCAACUGGUUUGGCAACAAACGAAUCCGCUACAAGAAAAACAUCGGCAAGUUCCAAGAGGAGGCCAACCUGUACGCCAUGAAGACGGCUUUAGGAGCCAGACAGGGAGACGAUUCUCCGCACACUCCAAACUCCACAGGGUCGGGGUCGUUCUCCCUCUCGGGCUCAGCGGACAUGUUCCUCGGGGUUCCAUCUGUGAACGGCGAGCAGUCCGCCUACCAGAUGCAGGCUAACGGAAACUGGCAGGGUCGGGCCUCGCCCCCCUCCGGCACUUCGCCCCGCACCGACCACUCGGAUAACUCCGACUGAUGGCCCCGCCCCGCCCGCACAGAACGACAGAAAGAUUGACGAGGGAAAAGACAGACAGAAUGAUAUCACCCUUCCCACUUGGCUGCAGUUGUUUUUGUAUAAUGUUUGGUUAUUUUAAAUGUCCGUUGUUUUUUUGUUUUGUUUUGUUUGGAAAGCCGCCCAGCGUAGGUCAUCAUUAUGUUUGUAUGAUUAGCUGAGUGCACAGACGGUAGAGUGAGUGUGUGUUGAGUGCAUGCAGGUUUGGGUUUUAUCAUCGGGGCUCGUAGGGUUUGUUUUCCACUUGUUACUAAAAUGUAUUUGUGGUUGGAAAGAUGUGAGAGGUGGGAUCGCAUUAUCUUUUGUUUUUAGCACACUAUAUCAUUUUUAUUAAUAUUAUUAUUGCUUGUACUAUUAGUUUAACAAGUGUUUUGGUUUUAACGGCUCAGAAAGGGAGUGCAUUUAGUGAAUGAGAGGGCAAUAGAGAAAAAUCCAAAGAUUUGUGUGUUUGUUUCUCUGUUUCAUGUUGUUUCGUUUCUCCUUUUCUCUUUUUUACUGGCCUGUCCCUGUAAAUGAAUGAGGCGUGUCUGAGUCCAUAUUAUUGGUUUGACUGAGUAAAAACAGUGCUGUCUUUUUUCUGUACAGUGAAACACCUGUAUUCUCUCUACCUCUUUUACAAUAAAGACUCUCUGUAUUCACAAGCA
Poecilia latipinna (sailfin molly) is the source of this 1969-nucleotide messenger RNA. RefSeq names its product pre-B-cell leukemia homeobox 2 (gene pbx2). Gene Ontology annotation, biological process: regulation of DNA-templated transcription. NCBI's taxonomy places the organism in Eukaryota, Metazoa, Chordata, Actinopteri, Cyprinodontiformes, Poeciliidae. The coding region runs from base 90 to 1289 and encodes 399 amino acids. Gene Ontology annotation, molecular function: DNA-binding transcription factor activity, RNA polymerase II-specific; DNA binding. Gene Ontology annotation, cellular component: nucleus. The transcript has 8 exons. The record is from RefSeq and is a predicted model, not a curated record.